Messenger RNA from Capsaspora owczarzaki ATCC 30864, 1457 nucleotides. RefSeq lists its product as hypothetical. NCBI's taxonomy places the organism in Eukaryota, Filasterea, Ministeriida, Capsasporidae. Gene Ontology annotation, cellular component: nucleus. The coding region runs from base 40 to 1386 and encodes 448 amino acids. The record is from RefSeq and is a predicted model, not a curated record. The transcript has 4 exons.
AUUUCACUUCAUUUUUGCGUUCCUGUUGGCUACACUCACAUGUCUGCCCGACCAACGAAACGCCCGGCAUCGGAGAGCGACGAAGGCCGUCGCACCAAGGCCCGCACAUCGAAACGCAACCCGUCCAAGGACGAGGACGACGACGCUGGGUACCACACAUCGGACAGCGAGCCAGAGUUUGAUGCUGCACCGACGCGCUCCUCGUCGUCCGCCGCGGCUCCCUCGACGUCGUCGUCGUCGUCGUCAUCAUCAUCAUCAUCAUCAGCAGCAGCAGCCUCAGUUGGUGGCGCUGGCAAGCAAAAGUCGUCCGCAGCGUCGGCUGGAGCAAAGCACGCUGAUCUCGCUGCUGCAGCUCCACGAGGUGCUCGUGGCAAGAAGGCCAGCGCAGACCAAGCGAGCGAAGACGAGGACGAUGCUGACAAUGCCGACGACGACGAUGAUGCCGAGGACGACGAUGACAAUGGUCAGGACGAUGGCGCCGAUGAGGAUGGCAUGGAGGAGCUUGUUGGACCAGACGAAGAGAUCCAGGUCGAGUUUGACGCGGUCGGUCCCGAAGAAGCCGACUUUUUCGGCAUCAAGGCCAUCUUGGAGCACUGGUUCCUUGGAGUGAAUACCAUCAACACGUCAGAGAUUGCCGACACUGUUGUGGCACAGGCUGCCCAGCAAGACAUUGGAAGCGUCAUCAAGGUGGUGGAUGCCUACGGCGAAAUUUACGGUGUCAUGUCCGUGAUUAAUAUGCAAACACACAAGGAACUGGAUUGCAUCAAGCAAAUACGCCACUAUGUGCUGUCCAAGUGCGCGAAUGCACCAAACAACAUGGCGACUCGCCUCGCCCCGAUUCUGGAAGGCAGCCAAGGCCAUGUCGGCCUGAUUAUCAACGAGCGCUUUAUUAACAUUCCCUUCCAACUUGCGCCUCCGCUGCACGCCUCGCUGCAUCAGCAAAUCAAGCUCGCGCUCGAGGACGGCGAAGCAUUCGACUUUUCCCACUACCUGUUUGUCAUGAAGGCGUACAAGGACCUGCCGCUUCUCAACGACGAAGUCGAGGCCGAGUCUGCAGCCGCUGCCGCAGCGUCAGGCAAGAAGCCUGCUGCCAAGCCAAAGCGCGCCAACAUUGUCAUUUCCAAGCCCGACGCCAGCGUUCCACUCGAGUACGUCAACCCGGAAGACGAGAUCUUUGUCAAGCACGCGUCCAUGUCCUAUACCUUUGCGCUGCCAGUCACUGCAAGCGGCACCUCGGGAGUGAAGCGCUCGCUGCACGACACGCAACUCAAGCUCUUCCGCACGGUCGCCCUGCUGACCCGCGAGCAGGCUGAGACUGCUCUCGAGGAGAUUGCCGAGUCGCUUACCGGUGGUGUUGUGACGGAUUUGCUUGGUGCCAAGAUGUAGUGCCGCCAUUUUGUUGUUGUGCGUUCGUGUUCCACGCAAUACAAAACCAACAAAACCAACUUGACCAGCGU